UAAUUAGUACGAGAGCAACAGAUCUUCAAACUAUAUAUAUAUAUAGGAAUUAUCCUAUAUAUAGACCAACAAUCUUCAUCUCCCAACUCCGAAAAAUCCAAAAGCCCAGGAAAAAGAAAAAACAAAGGGCGGGACAAAGAAGCCAUGAUAAAAGAACUCAACCUGCAGCAUGUCAGAGAUAAGGAAGCCAUGAUUCUUCAAGAAGUGUGGCGCCACAAUCUGCACGAAGAACUCAACCUCAUAUCAGAGCUCCGCAGGUCGUGCAACUUCGUCUUCGUCGACACGGAGUUCCCGGGCUUCCUUAAGCCGGCUCCUCACCGUGCCCCGAGAGAAGACACAUACAGCGCUCUCAAGUACAACGUCGACAGGAUGAAGUUGGUGCAGGUAGGGAUCACGCUGUCCGACAGCAAGCGCUUUUUCACCUGGCAAUUCAACUUGAAAGAUUUCGAUCCUGAAGUAGACAACUGUUCGAAGGACUCCAUCGAGUUCCUGAAAAGGAACGGCAUUGAUUUCUGUAAGAACGGCAAGGAUGGGGUGAGUGCGGCCGUUCUCUCGAAAGGGCUGACGGAGAAACUAAUAAGAGGAUGCGAAGGGCUGAGGUGGGUCACUUUCCACGGUUUAUACGACCUCGCGUACCUGAUAAAGAUCGUCUACAAGAUGCCUCUGCCGGAGACGCUGAACGGUUUCUUGGGCCUUGUGCGGGAACUAUUUGGGGCGAUGGUUUAUGAUGUGAAAUACAUGGCGAAAGAAUGUGAUGCGCGUUUCGCCGAAGCAGGCUUGUUGAAGCUGUCGAGGAUGCUUGAGAUCAACUGGAAAGGGACCUCUCGUCAGGCCGGUCGUGAUAGUCUGCUGACGGCGAUGGUUUUCUGGGAGAUGAAGAAAAGGUUUGCCGAUUUCAACGAAGAAGCGCAUGCUGGGGCAUUAUACGAGUUGGAAGAGCAUGCGAGAGACGAGUCCGUGAAUGUUGCGACGACGUCGUAUGAUCGUGUGGCUCCUGUCAGGGUUUCUAGGGGUCCAAGUUCUGUGCCGUUUGGCUAUGCUAUGCUUCCGAGUCCAAGUUCUAUGCCCCCGCAUGGUUAUCCUCCAGUAGCCGUAGGCUAUUGCCCUCCACCUUAUGGUUACUGGCUAGCUCCAGGGCCUUUUUUUUAUGCUCCGCCGCAAUGAAAGUUGUUGGAUGUACUUGGUUGGAUUUUUCUAGCAUAAAGUUUGCAAUCCAAGCCAAUUUUGAGUUUCUCAAGUUUUCUUGUUUCGUUAGUAAUCAGUUGGGUUGUUUGUUUGCACUUGUCAAUAAGUUCAUUUUACAGGCAGCAGAGAUGUUCGAUCGGUUUUGGGUUUCUUUUGAUUCUGUACGUGGUCACACUUGCUAUGAGAUAUCUAAACUACUAGCCAAAAGAUAUUAGCUAAGCGUUGGAGAAUAUUUCAAUGUCUUGCCAUUCUGUAUUUACCUGUUAAGUUCGAGAGCCUUUUCAUUAUGUUCGAUCUACUGUAAUAAUCUAUCUAUAUGAUCAUUUUUU
Molecule: messenger RNA, 1514 nt
Organism: Asparagus officinalis (garden asparagus)
Lineage: Eukaryota; Viridiplantae; Streptophyta; Magnoliopsida; Asparagales; Asparagaceae
Product: probable CCR4-associated factor 1 homolog 11
Exons: 1
Coding region: 145-1164 (339 amino acids)
Cellular component (GO): CCR4-NOT core complex; P-body; CCR4-NOT complex
Molecular function (GO): nucleic acid binding; poly(A)-specific ribonuclease activity
Source: RefSeq, a predicted model, not a curated record